Molecule: messenger RNA, 2175 nt
Organism: Setaria italica (foxtail millet)
Lineage: Eukaryota; Viridiplantae; Streptophyta; Magnoliopsida; Poales; Poaceae
Product: ESX-1 secretion-associated protein EspI-like
Exons: 2
Coding region: 327-1661 (444 amino acids)
Source: RefSeq, a predicted model, not a curated record
ACUAGUGCUCUGGCUGGCCAAGCACGCGGCUAGCGGCCACUGCGGCGCGCGCAGCGGGGCGUCCAGUUCAACUCGGAUACUGCCCUCCCCACCACCAGUCCACCACAGGCUUUGUCGCCGCUGUUAGCAGAGAUCGCACGAUAUCGAUCCCUAAACUGCCCUUGCCGCUGCUGCUGGGUAAGCCGUGGAAACAGGGGUGGCGCGGUCAUUGCGCGCUCCACGCGCGUACUCGGCUCCAAUUAUAAUGCCGCGGCACGCCCCCACACGCCUUGUCCCGCUGCUCCCGCUUCACUGAACAAACGGCUCAGGGGACGCAGAGCCAGCCUAUGCAGCCGCCGCAGCCGGAGCCCGCGCACCGGCGGGCGUCGUCGUCCGCGUGCUCCACGGCGCCGAGGCGGGGCAUUGGGUGCAUGGCCGGCCUCCUCCGCCUCAUCUCCCCGUACCACCGCAGCCACCACCGGAAGCGCCUCACCGCCAAGCACAAUGCGGCGCAGGCCUCGGCGGCAUCGCAGCCGUCCUCGCCAACCAAAAAGGCGGCGGCGGCGGCCCCGGCGUCACCUGCUGUUUCUCCAGUCAAGCUGACACAGAAGCCGCAGCAGCCGGCUCCGGCUGCUGUAAGGCGGCGGCGGUCCUGCGACGCGCCGCGGAGCCCGACGAUCGCGCCGGAGCACCGGCGCUCCAGCUGCGACAGCCCCCGGCCGCCGCCGCCGGCCAUCGUGGCGCGCCUCAUGGGCCUGGAGGAGUCCGCGCCGCCCUCGCCCGCCGCCGCCGCGGCGCCGCGGCCGGUCGUCGUCCCGACCCGCCCGCCUCCUCCGCCCCCAGCGCCGGAGACGGCCGCGGAGAAGCGGCGGAAGCUGCUGGGCGCGCUGGAGAAGUGCGACGAGGACCUCAAGACGCUGCGGCGGAUCAUCGCGGCCGUCCGCGCCGCCGAGAUGCGCGCGGCCGCCGCGUCCGACGCCGCCCCUGCUGCAGCGGCGUCGCCGCCAGCAGGCAAGUGCGCCGCCAAGUGGAUGGUCAGCCGUGACGAGAAUUCGCCGUCCCCGUCCCCGCCGACGCCGACACCGCAGCACCACAAGCCACGCGCCGGCGAGCAGCAGCAGCACCCCAGCCCGGACUCGGUGCUGGACGCCAUCAGCUCCCCGAGAUUCCCAUGCAGGACGCGGCCGUCUCCGUGCACGGAUCACGACGCGGGCGGCAAGGCCGGUUGCAGCGGUAACGGCGCCGCGGCCCCCACCGCCGUCCGAUCGAAGAUCGUCAAACCCUCCCGCACCCUUGUUUUCACCGGCGACUACUGCAAGAUCAAGUCCUGCGACGAGUCAACGUUGCAGCUGCACCUGCACGCCGUCCAUUACCCAGUUCCACUGUUGGUGGGCAUGCCGAGGUCGGCCGGCGCGGAGAGCCGGCGGCACCACCGGCGGCGGUGGGAGCUGGAGGCCGCGGCGGCGGGGCGGGUGAUCAGCCGCGCGAUGGUGGAGAGCGUCGGGGAGGCAAUGUGGGGGCCGCCGCAGGGCGACGACGAGCAGCGCCGGGAGCGCGGCAGGGUCGCGGCCGCGCUGGAGCGCGCCAUCGUGGAGGACCUCGUGGCCGACCUCCUCACCGACCUGCUCGCGCAGUCCGGCCGCGGGCUCGGCACCGGGUGCAGGAAGAGAUUGCGCUUCUGACGCCGAACGGGGGCUCUCGCGUCGUCUUCUUGGGGUUUUUCUUGUCGCGUGCGUCGCAUGUGCUUGAAUUGGGCAGGUCAAGGUCCUGGGUUGUGGGGUGUGAGUCACUCUGUAGUACGAUAGGAAUUAACUGCCGCCGCUGCUGCUGCCAUGGAUGGCAGUCGCUACGCUACAGCUCGCCUGGGGUAGCUAGCUACCCCCACCUGAGAUCGGUGAAUGCUGAUCAUGGUAGUAUUAAAAGAGCUGAUUCGCCGCGGCGUCAGUUGUAGGUGGAGUAAUCAAUAAAACUAUAAAAGCAAGUGAUGGCAAGCAGCGGGUGCAUGCGCAAGUACAUAUUCCGCCAACAGUGUCGAUUGACGCCGACACCACCACCACCUCUCCUCUAGGAACAGUAGUCACCCUCCACGAAGUGCAGCAGCAGCAGUACACUACAGUCUAGGAUUUUGGCACCUUCAUCAUGCCUCGUGUUUGCUCGAAUUUCGCUCUAAUUUUUGCUAGUGGAGGUUUUGUAAUU